CCCGCUUCUGCGCACCUCGACCCGGCCUAAACCACCUGCAUCAACCCGCUUUCCCUCCUCGUAACACAAGACAGCAUGUCGGAGUACAACUCAGUGCCGCCACCCGGGGCUGGAGCAUCGCUCGGAGCCGGCGGCGGAAUCAAGAAAGACGCCUUCGCAGACGCAGUACAGCGAGCCCGGCAGAUUGCAGCAAAAAUCGGAGGAGAUGUCGGAGGUGUUGGAGGUGUCGGAGGAGCCCAGCUUAACAACAGCAGUGCCGGCGAAAGCUACCCCUUUGCCGCUCAGAAACGUCAGCUGGAAGAUGCAGAACAACCAGACAGCAAGAAACUGGCCUCCCAGAGUGACCGGGAUUCGGCCACCAGUAUGUCAAUCGGAGCCACACUUGCUGCCAUGUCCCAGAGACCAGCAACCAUCACAGAGGAGUACAGAGUGCCAGACAGCAUGGUGGGACUUAUCAUUGGCAGAGGAGGAGAACAGAUCAACAAGAUCCAGCAGGAUUCAGGCUGCAAAGUCCAGAUUGCCCCGGACAGCGGCGGGCUUCCUGACCGGAGCGUUUCUCUCACCGGAUCACAUGACUCAAUACAGAAGGCCAAGAUGUUCUUGGAUGAGAUAGUGUCGCGGGGCAGGGGCACACCCCCCUCGUCCUUCCACGAGUCGACCAACGGCCAGAGCGGGUCGAUGCAGGAGAUGAUGAUCCCCGCGGGCAAGGCCGGGCUGAUCAUCGGCAAAGGAGGGGAGACCAUCAAACAGCUGCAGGAGCGAGCUGGAGUGAAGAUGAUUCUCAUCCAGGAUGGUUCUCAAGGACCUAACAUGGACAAGCCCUUGCGCAUUAUUGGAGAGCCCUACAAAGUACAGCAAGCCCGCGAGCUGGUGCAAGAGAUCCUGCGGGAGAGGGAUCACCCCGGAUUCGGGGACCGGAACGAGUACGGGUCGCGCAUGGGAGGGGGCAUGGAUGUCCCAGUCCCCCGCCAUUCUGUGGGAGUUGUGAUUGGUCGAAAUGGAGAGAUGAUCAAGAAGAUUCAGAACGACGCUGGAGUCAGGAUACAGUUCAAGCCAGAUGACGGAGUGGGACCCGAUAAAAUAGCCCACAUCAUGGGCCCCCCUGACCGCUGUGAACACGCCGCCAGCAUCAUCAACGACCUGCUGCAGAGCAUCCGGGUUCGAGAGGAAGGCCAGGGGGGUCCCCCAGGGCCGCCAGGUGCAGGAAUGCCCCCUGGGCGGGGCAGAGGGCGUGGUCAGGGUAACUGGGGUCCGCCGGGCGGAGAGGUGACCUUCUCCAUCCCCAGCCACAAGUGUGGCCUGGUCAUUGGCCGUGGGGGCGAGAACGUCAAGGCCAUCAACCAGCAGACGGGGGCGUUUGUGGAGAUCUCCCGCCAGCCCCCUCCCAAUGGGGACCCCAACUUCAAGCUCUUUGUCAUCCGUGGCACCCCACAGCAGAUCGACCACGCCAAGGCGCUGAUCGAGGAUAAGAUCGAGGGUCCGCUGUGUCCGGUGGGUCCAGGCCCUGGUGGUCCUGGUCCUUCGGGUCCGAUGGGCCCCUACAAUCCCAACCCGUACAACCAGGGGCCCCCAGGAGGCCCUCCCCAUGGCGGUCCCCCUGGCGGGCAUCAGUACCCCCCUCAAGGCUGGGGUAACGCAUACCAGCAGUGGCAGCCGCCCGGACCUCACGACCCCAGCAAGGCUGCGGCAGCAGACCCCAACGCAGCCUGGGCAGCUUACUAUGCGCAAUACUACCAGCAGCCAGGGGGCGCCAUGCCAGGACAGGCCCCCUCUGCCCCCGCCGGUACCCCAGCACCUGCUGACCAAUCCCAGGCUGGCCAGACCCCAGGGGGCCAACCCGAUUACACCAAGGCAUGGGAGGAGUACUACAAGAAAAUGGCCCAAGCUGGUGGCACAGCAGCAGCCCCAGCUUCCACAGGAGCCCAGACUGACUACAGCGCUGCGUGGGCCGAGUACUACAGACAGCAGGCUGCUUACUACGGUCAGCCAGGACAAACACCAGGACAGCCAGCCGCCCCACAGCAAGGACAGCAGACGCAGUGAAACUUGGAUUGGACUUUAAAUUAGAAGACUCCAUUCUGCAAACCCAGCCAGCUAUCUGGACUUUUUAAAAACAUUUUUAGUUUUUUUUUUUUUUUUUUUUUUUCCUUCCCCCA
Molecule: messenger RNA, 2156 nt
Organism: Megalops cyprinoides (Indo-Pacific tarpon)
Lineage: Eukaryota; Metazoa; Chordata; Actinopteri; Elopiformes; Megalopidae
Product: KH-type splicing regulatory protein
Exons: 18
Coding region: 76-2043 (655 amino acids)
Biological process (GO): regulation of DNA-templated transcription
Cellular component (GO): nucleus; cytoplasm
Molecular function (GO): mRNA binding
Source: RefSeq, a predicted model, not a curated record